AUGUCCCCAAAAGGGAUGGCAACAAGGAGUAUGCAACUCAGCUUUAUAGCAACCGGUGCAAUGAGUCAACGCUCAAAAAACGUGGACGUGAGCCCAGCUUAUGAAGAAAAAGACUGCCCGUUGGAGCUCGGCACCGAUGAAAUGUUAUGCGCUGAGAAUGGUUUUGCCUCACCAUCCUUUUUUCCGCACAGCACACAAAGCGACAGUGUGUGUGGGUCGUCGCUUUCGUCCGUCUCUGGUAUCUCGCUGGCGACGCCGCGGUGGCGGUACAACCGACAUGCGUCGAUGGUGUCGGGUGCCAAUUGGAUGAUGCCGGAGGAGCCUCUGGAGUGCGACACGCCCCUGGGCUGGAGCAGUGCAUCUGUUGCAGCUGCGGUUAAUUCUGCCACUGCGGUAAGCAGCGCAGAAUGCACGUUGUGUGGCCAAAGCCUCGCAUGCGACACAUGCGCUGGGUCAUUGAUUCAUCGAUCCGGUAGACUAUCCUCGAAGUGCAGGACAUACGAUGAAGCUGAGAAAGAGCCCUCUGUUGACGCACUUGCUGUGGGGAUGUGUCGGCCCAACGGCAUCGCCCCGUGA
Messenger RNA from Trypanosoma grayi, 576 nucleotides. RefSeq lists its product as hypothetical. Bases 1 to 576 code for a protein of 191 amino acids. The record is from RefSeq and is a predicted model, not a curated record. The transcript has a single exon. NCBI's taxonomy places the organism in Eukaryota, Euglenozoa, Kinetoplastea, Trypanosomatida, Trypanosomatidae.